Messenger RNA from Guillardia theta CCMP2712, 687 nucleotides. RefSeq lists its product as hypothetical. The transcript has a single exon. Bases 1 to 687 code for a protein of 228 amino acids. The record is from RefSeq and is a predicted model, not a curated record. Lineage: Eukaryota; Cryptophyceae; Pyrenomonadales; Geminigeraceae.
AUGGCUUUGAAGGGUACAGCAAUCAUCGAUGGGCAGCAUCGGAUGAGAGCUGCGGCAGAGGUUCUGUCAAAGAACGAUCUUUUCUUUGACCUCAGUGUCGUGGUGGACUUGAUCUCAGUCUCUUCUCUGAAGGAAGUCGAAGCUCUGUCUGACUUCAGUAGCCAGAAAGAGAAAGUAGAUCAAACCAGUGCUCGAGCUUGCAUCAACAUCAGCAAUACGUUCGUUGUGCAUAACAAGCAAACCAACAAGAAAGCGAGGACGCACAAGAAGAUGUCUUCGCAGGUGGUUAGAUCCCAUGAGUCUCUUCACAACUUGUAUUUCUGUGUGCACGUCGAGGAUGAAUGGAGGAAGGAGAAUGGUUUUCAAGUGUGGGAGAUCCAAGCAUGGAACUCUCAUGGUUUUCCCAUUCGAGGCAAGCAGUGGAUCGAGCAUCACAGCCUGCCCGAUCAGCAGCGAGGCAGCUUCAAGUUCUGCAGGAAACCAGGAAAAUCCUCUCGUCUCGUCGACGACACCGCUACCCCCUUGUGGGCCCCUCAUUCAUGGAGUCAGGCUCGAUUCUCGGAGCAUUUCCUGACGAUAUCGGGUGAUGCUCGUGGGAGAUUGAAAAUCUUUCAAUAUCUCAUGCUUGAAGAGGAGCAGAAGCAGGUUUUGCAAGCUCAUCAGAAAUUAUGGAAUGCGAAAUCGUGA